Molecule: messenger RNA, 3198 nt
Organism: Syngnathoides biaculeatus (alligator pipefish)
Lineage: Eukaryota; Metazoa; Chordata; Actinopteri; Syngnathiformes; Syngnathidae
Gene: chata
Product: choline O-acetyltransferase a
Exons: 14
Coding region: 53-2122 (689 amino acids)
Biological process (GO): acetylcholine biosynthetic process; neuromuscular synaptic transmission
Cellular component (GO): neuron projection; cytoplasm
Molecular function (GO): choline O-acetyltransferase activity
Source: RefSeq, a predicted model, not a curated record
AAAAAAAAUGUUUUAAUUUGGACAGUGAAAUUUAUGUCUUGGAAAAAAAUACAUGGUCAUAUGUUCUAAUUUUAUAAUCGUAUCUGCAUUCAUGAUCCUGUUUGAGUGCCAGUCAGGAAUUGCCGUUUCAUUUGCUCGACUGCUCGUGUGCACCAGCAAGAUGUCACUUGACAAGAGGGAGCCCCCCAAAGAUUGCAAGCCCCCCGACAGUGCGCCAAAACUGCCGGUGCCCGCCUUGAAGGACACGCUGGACACGUACCUGAGAUGCGUCAAAGAGCUGCUCACUGACGAGCACUUUCAAAAAACCCAGGAGGGGGUGAAGCGCUUUGGCGCCCCUGGAGGUCUGGGGGAGCUCCUGCACCGCAAACUCCUGGAGAGGAGGGAGCAAACCACCAACUGGGUGUACGACUACUGGUUGAACGACAUGUACCUCGACAACAGACUGCCGCUGCCGGUCAACUCCAGCCCGGCCAUGGUGCUCCCGUUCCAGAACUUCGCAGCUCGUAUCGAUUCUCUGAGGUUUGCCGCCAACUUGAUUUCUGGAAUUCUUGAGUACAAAAGUCUGCUUGAUGAACGUGCGUUACCUGCCGAGUACGCCCGAGGGCAACAUGCCGGAACCCCGCUUUGUAUGGAGCAGUACUACCGGAUCUUUAGCGCCUACCGUCUGCCGGGGCAGACGAGGGACACCCUUGUGGCACGGGACGGUAGAGCGGCGCCAGAACCGGAGCAUAUCAUUGUGGCUUGUAAGAACCAGUUUUUUGUCCUGGACGUGGUGAUCGAUUUCCGGCGUCUGAACGAGCGAGACCUCCUGACUCAGCUGGAGAGGAUUAUUAAAAUGGCUGACAACCAAGACGAGCGACAGCCGCCGAUCGGCCUUCUGACCUCGGAUGGCCGCACGGAGUGGGCAGAGGCCCGGGCCCAGCUCAUUAGAGAGUCUACCAACAGGGACUCUUUGGACCUGUUGGAACGCUGCCUUUGUUUGGUCUGUCUGGACGACAGCAGCAAGGCCAAGCUGACGGACGCCGCUCGGGCCAUGUUGACGCUACACGGCGGAGGAGCGGCCCUGAACGGGGGCAACCGGUGGUACGACAAAAGCAUGCAGUUUGUCGUAGGUGCCGACGGUUGCUGCGGAGUCGUGUGCGAGCAUUCGGCAUUCGAAGGGAUCGUUCUGGUGCAGUGUACGGAGUACCUUCUCAAAUACAUGAACCGCAGCCCUUCCAGGCUGGUCCGGGCUGCGAGUGUGACCGAGCUGCCAGCACCGCGACGACUUCGCUGGAAAUGUACCACGGUCGUGCAUAAACUUCUGGCAUUCUCUGUGGACAGACUCUACAGGCUUGUGAAGAAUCUCGACCUGAACGUCCACAAGUUCAACCGUUACGGAAAAGAACUGAUCAAGAGGCUGAAAAUGAGUCCGGACGCCUUCAUUCAGGUGGCUCUUCAGUUGGCCUACUACAGAUGUCAUGGCAGAGCAGUUUCCACCUAUGAGAGCGCCUCCAUACGUCGCUUUAAAGAUGGCCGAGUGGACAACAUUCGCUCGGCCACGCCGGAGGCCCUGGCCUUUGUUCGAGCAAUGACCAACGGGAACGUGAGCGCGUGUGAUGCAAAGUUGCAGUUGUUACAAGCCGCCAUAGCAGAACAGACAAAGAAUUCGACACUGGCUAUCGCGGGGCUGGCAAUAGACAAUCACCUACUAGGAUUACGCGAGAUGGCGCGAGAACUGAAAAUUGAGAAGCCGGAGAUUUUUCAAGAUGAGGCCUAUCGUAUCAGCAAUGAGUUCAUUCUCUCCACGAGUCAGGUACCCACGAAGUUUGAGAUGUUCUGCUGCUACGGACCCGUGGUCCCCAACGGAUACGGUGUGUGCUACAACCCUCAGUCGGACCAUUUUGUCUUCUGCGUUUCCAGCUUUAGGGAAAGUCCCCACACGUGCUCGUCACAAUUUGUCAAAAGUCUGCAGCGGGGGCUAUUGGACAUGAGCGAUUUGUUUUGCAACAGCAAUCCGCGUGAGCCGAGAAAGAGUCCGACCCUGGGCCCACCCGCGGAGAUCCCAGAACCAGGAAGUGCCACUUGCUCUCUUGUGAAGACACUGAGCCAAACUAAACCCGAGUCUGGGAGUCAAGCAUAACAAAUAGUAUCAAUGCUGCAAUACAACGUGGAAGCGUAACUUUUAAAAGCGUCUUGACUGUACGUGCCGUACAAAUCCUCCGAAGAAACAUUGCCACAGUGAUGCCAUUUUUCAAGUUCUGAUGAAACUUGGUUGAUAUUUUUUUCCUCUGUUGUGUUUAAGGCCAAUUAAUUGUCGUGUGCAUCGCCCACUCGAACAAUCGAAGGCCGCUUCUCAAAUACACGGCUCCCAUAUGGAAAGGGCGGGGCCGCCAAUUUGAUCCAAUCACCUUUACGACGCCGACGUGAAGCGUUCCAACAAAGCAGACGUCGGCGUGGACUUGCCAGCCCUGCAGCGAGGGCAGAUUUAAAGAGGCAUCUUCGCAUUCAUGAAGAUAAAGUGCUGCAAACAUUCCUUGUGGCUUUCUUACAACUUCGGAGGGCGAAAACCCCUCUCGAACAAAUUAGUCCCGCCUCCAGCCGUACUGCAUUAUUGAUGGGAACCGAGAAGAAAAUGAUACACGAUGUAUGUACGUACUGUACAACGCGUAUGCCAGGUCGGGAGCUCCGCCCGUACAGUCCGGGGUACUAAUAAAAGGCCCACUUUUAAAAACCGUGUGAACAAACAAAACCCACGGCGACUAAUUUGAGGAAAUACCUUCCAUAUCUUUAGAUGGCAUACUGUUAUCCUUAUUUGGCUGUAAUAAACGGCCAGCUGUUGAAAAAAAACACAAGAAUGUACCCUAAAUUGAAUACUUGAGCCACUGAAUUAUUUACUAUUCCACAAAUAACAUGAUUUCAGUUCUGUGUUAUAAGGCCAAGUGUAAAUGUAAACCGGUAAUUGAUCAGUAUUUACAAAAAGGAAGAAAUCCCUGCUUUUAUGUGAGGACUGUACUGUGCUGUGACUGUGAAACAAAUUAUAUUUAUUUUUGAAUAUACUGUAAAGCCGAGUUUUACGUGUGCAAUUGACAACAAAAUCUGUGACCACUGUUCUAAUGUGCAUUUUGUUAAUAGUAAUAAUAAAUGAUGGACUUAAUGUUGUACUUGCUGCUCAUAUUAGCUGGUGUACGGCCAUCAAAACACAACAACUGGUAAUAA